Closterium sp. NIES-67 is the source of this 1198-nucleotide messenger RNA. The record is from the annotation of a GenBank genome assembly. NCBI's taxonomy places the organism in Eukaryota, Viridiplantae, Streptophyta, Zygnematophyceae, Desmidiales, Closteriaceae.
CCCACCGUAGCAGACGUAGCCAGGAUGGGGUUAGCGACUCUGGGGAGCAGGCACAAGGUAGUGUGCCUGAGAAUAGCAUCCAGUCACUGUGGCAAGGGCAGCGAAGGACGACGCCUUGUAGAAAGGGACUACGGCGCGUGAUCUGCGCAAACAAACAAGGUGGGCUGGAUCCAAACGAGUCGGGAAUCUGCAAACAGGGACUAGAAGAGAAUCCCGCACCAAUGGAAUCUAGCGCCGUGCAAAGGGGACUGGAGGACGGGCAGAAUGAGGGAGCCGUGAUGUGUGGCUACUUGAAGAGCAUCAUGGAUGGGUACAAGCAAAAGAUGGUGUCGCCCGGCAGGCACAUGCUCCUUCCACUAGCCAUCAUGAGAUGUGGCUUGACAGCACUCACCGGGCGCGAAGCAUCAAUAAAUGACGUGCUACAUGUAUUGUCGGCUUCUGCAUUUGAUGCCGUGGACAAGCUUUUCGCCGCUGCUGAAAAGGCCGGGGGCAGGGGAGAUACUGUGAAGAAGCAAGCGGAACUCCGUCUGAAGGCUCAAGAGCAGCAAUUCUGGAAGAAGCAGGGGGGGGAGCAAGUUACCCUCAAAGAGCUGUUGGACAGGGAUCCAGCUUUGGCGUCUGGCUUUGAGUACAAUAUCGAUACGUUUCAUGUGAAUGAAAAGAAGCAGCUAGCUCCGGACACGGGGUUUGCCCACGGCGGACCACGAACUGGUCCGGCCUACGCCGAGCUACUCGAGUCAGUUCUUUUUGGGCAUGGGGUUGCUAUGCUGUCAGGUGGCGGCAUGCAGGGGCAGGAUGGUGCUGCAAUCAUGCAAGGUCAAAUGGGCGUGCUUUGGAGUCCUGUGGGUCUGUGAUUCGUGCUCAAAGAGGAGGUUGUUGUGGCAUCUAUGAGCAGCCAACGCGAUGACCGAGCGCCCCGAACCACACGUUGGGUGGAGAGGCGGUCCGGCAAGCGGAGUAGGCCCGAUGAGGGGGAUUGCUACAGCGAAGACGGGGUUCGGCUGGUGUGGGAGGAUGUAUCCGUGGCACAACAUUUUACCAUACACUUCCACCACGUAAUGUUACGAUGCGCCGCUCGACAAAAGGCAGGACGACUGAUGACGCCACAGGAAGUAGCUAGGGAGAUCGCCACGUGUGCAGAGCAUUGGGCGGGCAUUCAUGGACAUUGCCAUCGAGAGGGACCUGCACCACGUUGUGU